GUCUGUAAACAGUAAAUUAACAGACCUUUAUCAUAAUUCCCAGGUGCUCUCUCUCCGCUGGUACUUACACGUAUGGUGGGCAGGAGAAGGUCGCAAGGGCAGGCCGCCAUGGCUGCCAAUACUGCUGCACUGUCUCCAGCUAGGUGUUCUAUGGAGAUAUGCCAGGCUACUUGUACCUGUCGAACUAAGGAGAGUCAAGCACCAAGUUCGGGAUCUAUGUAUGCUACGCCUAGUCCACGCGUUCUGCGAGGCAGCACCCAUGUUACUGCUUCAGCUACACAUUUUAUUCAAGGAUACCAACAGGGAACCGACUAGCGACCUCACCGUCACUCCCGAACCGAGCAUUGAUGAACCAUCAGAAAACAAAGCGUUCGCGGAGCUGAACGUAAUAUCGGCGUCUCUUUCUUUGUUCUCCGUAUGCUGGGCGCUGGCCAGCUUCAGCAAGAAUGUACGCCUGCAGAACGUUCACCGACUAGUUCUCACCUGGCUUGGAGUUAUAUUCCAGUUCCUUUGGCGCCUGGGUACAAUAUCGGCGCGUAUAUGCGCGCUCACCGUCUACGCUCUAGUCUACGAGUAUUGGGUCUUCUUAGUUAUAGGUCUCCACUGGCUCUCAAUGUUCCUGUGGCUGAUAUCUCCUAAGAACGUGUUCCACGGGGAACGAAUCAGUCGGCCGCGCAAGGCGUACCUCUCCGCGCUCAUAGCAUUCGUAUACGUCUUCGCUUAUGUCAACCUGCAAGAACUUAAUCAUAGGCAGAAAAUGGUGACGUUCUACUGCGUGAUGUGCGUGGAGAACUGGUUGCUGGUGACGGCGUGGUGGUGGUCGGGGCGGGCGGCGCGGCCCGCGCCCCUCGCCGCCGCCACCGCCGCCGCCUUCGCAGCCGGAAUCGCAUUCAUGCUGCUUUACUACAGAUACUUCCACGUGAGGCGACUGGGCUAUAUGCUGGGAGAACACCAACAAGGAACGAACAGCACCAAUACUUCCUCGCAGAAUAAAGAUGGUAAAACAUCUAAUCAAGCUGACAACCCAACGAUACCGGGCGUGUUCAACUGUAGAUUUUCAAACCCAGUCAGCAACAGUGCAGCAAAUGGUCGUAAAAAGAAGAAACCAACUUCGUUCGUGCCCCCUCCAGCUGCCCCCGCUGCCGCAUUCUGGAGGAGACCAUUACCUGCUGCUCAUAAUCAUCAUGGUGGGUCAUCAGAAAAUGAAGGCUCUAGUGUCGGUUCAAGAGUGAACAUCCAACAAAAACUACAAGAGAAGAAGCAGAAACAGCUCGCGGAACUGCGCGUCAUAGAGGAGGAGAUCAAACAAGGCAAGUUGGCCAAAACCACGCCCGUCGCCGCCGAGGAGAUAUACAGCAGUUUACAGCGACAGCCCAUUCCCCGCGCCAAGACACACGCAGAGCCCCCAGCCUGGCCAAGCAUAGAAAUGACGCAUUCCUACCAAAACUACCCCAUCUGCAACAUAUACCCCACUUACACAGAAAUCAAACCAGACUUCAACAUUAACAUAAACUUCCAAAACAACGAAAAUCCACCCACGGAAAUCAACGAUCCUUUAAAAAUGCGAAGAAUACCGAAUAGGUACGACAAUACUCGAACUUUCUACGAAAACCCAGCGAACAUGAGAAACGACGCGACGCGCACCCCGAUGCGCUCGCCUAAUUAUUUAGCGCUGAACGAAAAUAGGAACUACGAUGCUAACGGAUGUACCAGUGCUAGGAACGCACUCAGUAAUAGUCCUAGGAACUACUUGCCAGACGUUAGCAACAACUACGAAACAGCCGGGCUAGACAAACCUAGAAUAGCGCAAAACUCUAUAUACUCCGAGGAUCCUAGACAAAUAGGGGAGUAUUCAGGUUACUGCGAAGGAAAUCAGUACCCGAAAUACGAAAGUAAAGACGAGUACGUCUCAGCUCUGCAUAACGCGCUGAAUGUCCAAAACAUAGACAAUAUUAGGAAUAACUACAAUGAGGUUGGUUGCGGGUACAACCAGAACUGUGAGCGGUUCCAGUACCCGGGGCUGGCGGGGAAGAAGAUGGAGCAGAUGAGGAAGAUGCAGCGCUGCCGGACGCCCGAGAUACUGCUAGCGCCGCACUACCUCGACGGCUGCAACCGACAGGUCUGCUGCCAUUGGGGGCCGCCUUAUACAAACAGGAAGAAAGAGGAAGGCGCAGGCAGUAGCGGUGAGGAGUCUAGUCCGGACGGACCGGCGCGAGAGACACCCCGACCUCCCAGCGAUAUUGAUAGCCAGAUCUCAUUGCCACGGUCGUACACGCUGCCGCGGGAGUUCCGCUACUGGCGACGAAGACCACGACUCAGAGACGCACACGUUCCCAGCAAUAACAGCAGUGAUGGUGACGUGGACAGUGCAGACGACAACGAUAGUGAGCACCGCUCGAACUGUUCCGCGGCGUCGCAGUUGCAGAGCCCGACGUACGAGGCGUACUACCGCCAGGCGGACAUGUUGCCGCGCGACGAUGUCUAUGCCUGCGCCGAUCGACGCCCGCGCCGGAUACACGCGUUCCGCAAACAACCAGCCAAGCCAGAAACCAAGCUAUAGUAACACGUCUGCAUCUAUGUAUGUUCUCAAAUAUUAUUGUCUUGUUAUCAAGUCACAUAUUACUAAAGAUACUUUGGAGAGGUUACGUGUUGCCUGCAAAAUUAUUUAACCUUUUUGUAAGAGAAAGGAUCUAAGGGAUUAUUUGAAUAUGUUUAUUAUCUCAAAAAGUAACAUUGUAUUAUAUAUUUCUAUUUUUAUAUUAUUAUUGACCUGGUAUGCCAGCCCUGUUGUAUUGGCCGGGAAAUAAGUUCAUAUUUUACUAACAAAAAAAAAAACAUAUUUUUGUAUAUUCAAUUAGUCAAAUAUUGUACAUACUAACUUUUAUAUCCGUCCGUUAUGGAUCUCGAUUUUAGUUCAAUAGAUUAUUAUUCAUUGACUCUGACAUAAUUGUAUACACCUAGCGUAAGUUAAAUGUAUUAUACUUUUGUAUUAUUGUAUGAUAGUGUAUAAUAAUAAAUGAAUAGACUGCGAAAGGGGAGAGUGGAAAUAAAACGAUACGUGUCAAACUUUUAUUUACUUUAUUAUCUAUUAUCCAAUUGUAAAAGGGGAACCAGUCACUCGCUAUCACUCCAGGUCACUACAUCGCUACAGAUCUCAGCCAUUUACACAUUUAUAAAGAAACAUCAACCGAAAUAAGGUUAAAAAUUCACAAAUACACAUUUAAUGUUGAUUAAACCUAUCUUACGAGCUAGGGGAGUCGGGCGCGCGGGGAGACGGCUCCCAACUGAACGAAACAGAACAUACGACACUACAACCCUUAGCGAUAAAACGUAUUUAAAGUGUAGGGUCUGUGUCUGCAAUGCGGUUCACGAAUAGAGACUAUCGAAUAUAGACAAAAACAGGUCGCCUCUAUGGGGAAACGCAUUGCGCCGCGUCUCCGCUCGCCCGAUCCCGCACCUACGUUAGCUUCACCCACGGGACUUUGCGACAUCGGCCACAAGUUACAUUAAAACAAUAUCAAAUGCUAUAGCAGCACCUAAAAUUAUAAGAAGCGCUUCGAGAAAAAUAAAACUUAUACACUAUUUCUGUGUAAUGAGAAAUUUGCCUGUCCACUACAAUGUAAGCUAAGCUCGGAAUAACAUAACACAUUGAUAUGAUUGGAAAAUGUAGAAUGAUGUAAAUUGUUACGCGUUAGAUUAUUGCACUAAGGGGAUCAUAUAGGUCUGGGAGUGUUACGUGCAGGCCUGGCCUCCACCCGCGGCGGACAUGAACACAUCGUAUGUACUGAACGUUACGCUAACUUAUCGAAACAAACUAAUUUACAUCGCGGGACGCGUGCACACGCAUACAGUGAGACCACGCCCUCGCACCGAGCCAUCUAGUGCGCUUCGCUUCUUACAUUUUGUAUAAGCAUCAAGAAACAAUGCGACUACCACAGCUCCGUGCAUUAAAAAUUGCAAACAUUUCACACGCACCAUCCCCAAAUUGCAACACCUGUGUAGUAUUUACACUUCUUAAAGUACUCUUAACCAAUCUAAAUCGAAUAAUAUAUUUUGCGAUAGUGCCAACUGCGAGAAACUUUCCAAACUACGUCCGCGUUAAGUAAAUUAACUUACUACAACGAUGCAUCGUGUAAAACGAAUAGGAAACAAUACAAAAGUACUUAUAUACUUUUUAACAUUUAGUGUAUGUUAACUCUUUAUAACGCAGAACAUAAUUGUUUUCACAGAUUUUUACUGCAGCCUUCGGGCCUCACUCCAUUGUAAUACAGUUGUAUCCAUAUUUCAACAGAACAGUUAGGAUACACAGUCAAUGUAUUUUAAAACAACACCGGUCAAAAAACUAAUCAAUUUUACAUCAAGUCAAAAUCAAUAAUUUUAUUUGAAAUUUCAUAAACAAUAAUGCCGUUACGUCAAAUCGCUCGUUUUUAUUUAAAAGCUAGAAAAUUAGGAAAAUUAAGUAUAUCUUAAAAACAAUUCAUGAAAGUGUGAUUUGGACAUUUUAUUGUAUUGAAAAAUCAAGAUAACUUAUUUAUUUAUGUCUAAGUAAAAUACCCAACUGAAUAAGGGUCAAGAUAGAUGUUAAAAAUCUUGAAAAUAAAUAAUUAUUAAUUUGUUAUAAAGAGUUUACAAUGUAACAAAAAUCCCAGCGUCCCUAGUUUCCCUGCAAACAUGUACCAACAAAAUAUAACUCAAGUUAAUGAACUCCAAAUGCAAUGUCUUCUCCGAUCCCAAUAAAAAAAUAAUUUUGGAUUUUACAACACUAGUAUUAAAUCCUUAUUAUAAUAUACGGAUUAUUACAAGUGAUACAACUAUAGUAAUUUUGGAUUUAGUAAAAUAAUGUUAUUAUAAUAACACACAGUGCCAAUGUUCCUGAACUUUGUACAUAUAAUUGUAUAUAAAAAGGGAUUAACAUGACUUCUCAGCGUAACUGGAUACGGCUCGGGUUACUACAAACUUACAUUCAUUAAUGUACUUUCAAACUUAGAACAUACAAAAGACCCGGUACAUAAAGCUGUUGUCCGACAGUCGGCCGGAGCUCCAAUGUACAUACAAUAACAUAAGCCAAAAUACGAAAAAACAACAAGUUAAAUAUAAACUUUAUAAUUUAAACCGCCGACGUUCGCGCCUCAGCUUUAUGCCAAUACAAAUCCAUACAAUUAUGUAACUGAUUAUGACAAAAAAUAGUAUGCAAUUAUCAAACUAUAACUUAUAAAAUAGAUAACUCUAGCGUAUAUAGUGGAAAUAUAUCAGUUACGAGCUAACACCGAGCCGUAUGCCUCAUAACAUAAUCAACAGACGUGAUCGUAACUACUAAUACAGGCACAGUUAAAAUAAAACGAUCUUACAAUCCUAGAGCUGUUUUACUUGGGUUAUCCUUAGUCUAAUGGGAAUUAUUCCUACAACAUAAAAUUACAUAGGCCCACUCGGCUACGCCGGACAACGUGACGCAUGUCAGCUUGUAGUGUUGUAGGGAGGGGGGCGGUGCCGGGCGGCGCCGGGGGCAUUAGUCUAAGUAUGUAAAGUGGUGCUUACUCGACUAUGUAUGUGUUGUGGCCGAACAGUCACCUGCUCACGAUGAUAUGAGCUGUAAAAAUAAAAGUCAUAUUACUACAUUAU
This is a messenger RNA of Spodoptera exigua (beet armyworm), 5619 nucleotides long. The record is from the annotation of a GenBank genome assembly. Lineage: Eukaryota; Metazoa; Arthropoda; Insecta; Lepidoptera; Noctuidae.